Messenger RNA from Brugia pahangi, 1731 nucleotides. Lineage: Eukaryota; Metazoa; Nematoda; Chromadorea; Rhabditida; Onchocercidae. The record is from the annotation of a GenBank genome assembly.
AUGGAUGAAUUAGAUAUUGAAUCGUGCUCAAGCUCACAUUCAUCUUCAUCAUUACGAGGUUUGAAUCUAAUCUGUUCAACUAAUCACAUAGAUCGAAGACCAUCUGAUUCAUCGAAUAGUUCUGAAACUUCCAUUUCACCAGCACCAUCUAAUAUCAAUUCAAAUAGACGGACAUCCAUACAUGAAAGUAUUCGAGAUGAUAUGUUUUGGGAAAAACGACGCCACAACAACGACAUCACAAAGAAGUCACGUGAGAGGCGUCGUAUGAAUGAUAUGAUUAUGGAACAAAAGCUACUCGAAUUAACUAAAGAAAAUAAUCUGCUAAGGAGUCGAUUGAAACAACAACAGCAGCAACAAAAACAACAACAACAACAACAACAACAACAACAACAACAACAACAACAACAACAACAGCAGCAAGAACAACAAACUUUGCGCUUGGUAACAUCUGCCGCUCAUGAUACUGUCAUUGUAUCAACAGCGCAAAGAAAGAAUAAUAUUGAUGUAAUGAUACCAACGGUACCAUCGCUACCAGUUUCAUCGGUGACAACUCUUGCAGCUAAUCUGGCUAAUGUCAUUGGACCACCAUCAAAAUUACCAGCAAUGUUUCCUACACAUUUAUUUACUGCCACACCUUUACUUACUACAUCAUCCGGUUCUAUUCCAUCACCAAUUUUUCCAUCAUCUGCAACUGCUCCAACAUCACUGUUAACACCUGCAGGUGCUAAUGCUACAUCACAAGUGUCUGCAUCUGCAGCACAACAACUUCCUGCAUUACAAAUAUGCACUCUUCAAGCUGCACUACAACAAGUACAACAGAAUUAUUGUUCAUCAUCUGGACCAACCACAAUUUCUUCUGGACAUGGUGCUUUUCAACCAUUUCAUAGUUCACGUGAUCCAACAAGUUCCACGCAAAGUUACAGUCCUGAUUCUUCAACAGUCGAUAUUGCACCAUUAGAUUACUCAAUGCACGGUACUACUCAUAAAGAAACGUCAUCUGACUCAUCAUCACAUAUUCUACGGUAUGAAUUAUUGGAACGACAACCGGAUUUAUCAACAGAAACUGAAACGGAACAGCAAAUAUCGAACGAUACUUUAGCACAAUCAUCAUCUUCUUCAGAUAAAGCCAGAGAAAGUGAUACGGAUGAUAAGCCACGAUCUUUGCUUGGCUCAUUACUUUCCACUAAACGAACCUCACCAUUAGUCGCACAAAGUCGAACCGACACUCAUUCCGGUCUCAACAAUUCAUCACCCAAAGAUAAUGAUUUGAAAAACUGUUUGAGUAGUUUGGCAGUAAAUUUGAGUACCGCCUUAACAGUACCAGGAACACGAACUGUGAUAUCCGAUGUAUCAUCUAAGCCGGACGCAGUGUAUUCCGGUAAAACAAUUAAAAGUGAUAGUAGUGAUAGUAUGGAAUCACCAACCAGUAAUAAUAGUACAACUGAUUCAAUGAGAUCACAACUUAGUCCAGCACCAAAACAUUCCGCAAUUGUUAAAGCUUUACGCUCGCGACCAUCUAGCAAGCAACAGUACAUUGAUCGUCGACGGCGUAAUAAUGAAGCAGCAAAACGAUGUCGCGCAAAUCGUCGCGCUCAAUUUGAAUAUCGUAGCAAACGAGCGCAACAAUUGGAAGCGGAAAAUGAUGAACUUCGACGUGAAAUGAAUCGUUUAAAUCAAGAAUUGGAACAACUUAAAGCAUUACAUGCAGCUAAAAAUGCUAACAUUCUUUAA